AUGGCCCAAAAGUCGGACUUAUCGGUCGAGACGAAUAAUUCCGCGUCGGUGAAGCCGAAUCCACCGUCCCCGAAGUCAAGACUUGCUAUGUUGAAACGAACUAAAAAAGGUGAGGAUUACUGUAGUUUGGUGAUUUCCGCGAAAUAUCGAAUAUUGUGGCGUGUACUACUUCUCUCCCCGCUAAUAGUUUCGUGAUCCACCAAGCAUAAAGUUUGACUUUUGUGUCUCUAACCUCUCAUCUCGCCCUCCGAUUCAUAUAUCGAUUUCUACGGAGUUGUGUGCUAUAAUAGACAGCAAUAAAAAUGAGUAAAGUGAUCGGACGCUCAUUCUCCAAAUCUUUCAAACAAAAAAACUCUGGUUAGAUCACAAACGUCGGAAUGAUGGAUCUUUUCAUUCGUCAAUAUUUUCAGCAUCAAAUGCAACCUCUGAUCCGUUCCGAUUCCAGAACAACGGAAUAUCCUAUAAGGUAAAUUUUAUCAGCAUCAAGAUUUAAAGUUUUUUUCCAGGGCAAGCUGAUUGGUGAACAAGACGUCGAGAAAGCCCGCGGUGAUGCGAUGUGUGCGGAAGCAAUGAGGAACGCGAAGGUAAAUAUCAUCCAUUCACAGAAGCGUUUACGCCAGUUGAGCGAUUUUUAUUUCCACGUGACCUUGGGGCGAGAGAGGAACUUUCUUCACAGAAACAUCAAGCUUCAUGUGGAAUGAAAGCAAUUUCAAAGUUUUGGGCGACAAGAGAAUAAAAACAAUAAUUGUUGAGACUACGCCGAGCCAGAACUGUCUCAUAUUAGAACUGUCCCGAAUCAGUCCCCGUCACAACAUUACUUUUUGUGACAAGAGAUUUGGAACAGUUCUAAUACGAGGCAGUUCUGAUUCGAACAGUUCUGAUUCGGGACACUUCUGAUUCGAACAGUUCUGAUUCGGGACACUUCUGGCUCUUCUGACCGUAGCCUCAUAAUUAUGCUCUUUAGGGAAUUGUAAAAGCGGCCGGAGCUCACAAAACGCGUAUAACCCUUCAAAUAAACAUUGAUGGAAUCAAGCUGGUGGAUGAAAAGAGCGGCGCUGUUCUUCACAACUUCCCUGUCUCAAGGAUCUCUUUCAUCGCGCGCGACUCUUCGGAUGCUCGCGCUUUCGGUCUUGUCUAUGGGGAACCUGGAGGAAAAUACAAGUUUUAUGGCAUCAAAACUGCUCAGUCGGCUGAUCAGGCUGUUCUGGCCAUCAGAGAUAUGUUUCAAGUCGUUUUCGAAAUGAAAAAGAAGCAUAUUGAACAAGUAAAGCAACAGCAGAACCAAUCUAUCGGAGCCGAGAUGAAUGUGAGCUUCAGAACGUCCAUCUACGGUUUGCAAUUGUUUGCUUUCAGCAGUCAAAGGAAAGUGGAGUUGCUGUUGCCGAUCUGCUGGAUUUGGAAUCAGAAUUGCAGCAAAUCGAACAAGGUGUUCAGCAACUCUCUACAGUGCCCACAAACUUCGACGCUUUUGGAGCAUCUCCAUUCGGAGAUCCGUUUGUAGAUAGUUUCAAUACAACUGCUACCUCUACCGGAACAUCACUCAACAUCUCGAACUUGUCGGCAAAUCAGUCGGCACAGAGAAAUUAUCAGUUUUCCGCAGUUCAACAUCCUGCACGAACUUAUGCGUGGCCUACUGACAAUGGAUCCACAAUGGCGGCUCCUACUAUUCCAUUCGAUGCCUGGCGUCAAGUUUCACAAGGAAUCGUGGCCACAACUCCGAUGCAUCACGCGCAAAGCACUCCUGCGUUCGGCUCCAAUGGAUUUUCAGACACCAACCCGUUUGCCGCUGCGUAUGGUGGACAUCCUACCCCAGCCACUGUCCCUGCUGCAACAUUCCAAGAUCCAUUCAUUGUUGGACUACGAGGAUCAGUCGACUGGAACGGAACUUCUGCAACCACCAAGGAAAACACGGCUCCAACGGUUGCUACCCAAUCGUUGCACCACGCGAGUACAUUUGCCAACUUUGGCGACAAGUGGGUUUUUGUAUAAUAUCGAUAAACUGUGACCAAGAAUCAGGUUUUUUAGAGUCGGUAGCUGGGAAGAAAAGAAGGUGUCUUCGCUGGAGGAAGCCUUCACGAAGCUCGUCGACAUGGAUGCGUUGGUCGGAGGUACUGCUGUCAAGGAAACCAAGAAAAAUCCAUUCGAACAUAUUUUGAACCCUCCGAAGGUGAGUAGACACUUCGGAAAACCUAGUCCUAGAUAUUUGAAUUACAGGCAUCUCUGAAUUCGCUUUCUACAACUUGUUCUGCGGCUCAAUUGGCUGCCACCCACCACGUUGUCCCUCAAACAGCGGAUCCAUUCGGUGAUGACUUCUUCCGAUAAAUGACUCUUCGCCAAGAAUAUCCUGUGCCAUAACCCUGUUCCUGCUCUGCAACAUGUUGAAUGAGUACCACCCCCUAGUUGUAUUUUUUCCUUUUCACUUCAGUUCCAACUUCACCCCGCACUCUAGACCGGUGAUUCUCACUUAAAAAACUAUUGAUCCAACCGUCUAAUUUCAUGUCUCCUUAUUUAGCAUUGCUAACGUCCUUGUCAACACCAACACAUCCCCCACCCCCAAAUAUCUUUUUGGUCGAAAUUAAUUAUUGAUUCUGUGACAUGGUUCCUUUAAAUUCAUACUCUCCCGCCUCUUAUUGAUUUCGGUUGCCUGCCAAUAAACUGCUUCCUGUAAAACAAGCUCAAAAAUAAAUGUUACCAGGAGACCAUUGUUUGUCCGAAACAGGACAGACUUUUCACACAUCUUCCUUUCCAUUCUUGUCUUUUGUUUCUGGCUCCUGUUUACACAGCGCUCUGCUCCUCUCACAGCUGUCCAUUUAGAUGAUCGGUCCGUCCGUCUUGUUUGCGUCUAUCCCUCAAUCAUUGUGCUGCCCGCUAUGCUUUCAGCCGAUAUCAUGAGGAAUAUUCUUAUUAACAGUCUUCUCAUCUCUUUCGCAGUUUCUCAAUUGAACAGGGCCCCUACGACAGAUGUUAUAGAUGUAAGUUUCUGUGUCCCGCAUUUUGGAAAAAUAACAAUCCUAUUGAAGAAAAUUCUUGGAAGUGCAGAAACAAAGACGAUAGCGCAAAUUAACAAAGAGAUAGAUAUGGUUAGUGUAAUGUAUUCGAAUUGCUAAGUCACGUCGAAAAACUCAAGUCACGUCAAAGAACUGAAUUGAAUUUCCACGUGAUCUUUCAUCGUUUCUUCAGCAUACGAAAAAAAGUUGCCGCAUACUGUGAUUCAUGGAAAGUCGAGAAGUUUUUCUCUACAGUAAUUCCACGUGAAAUCCCGGCCGCGACUUUUUUCCUAUUUAGCUCUGGAUUCACGUGGAGAGCGGUAGAGCUCGAUUGCCAGAUUUUAGCGGCUGCAAUAUUAUAGGGGCACCGCACAGAAAUGGCGCUCUGUUGAGAUUCUCCUUUUGCAAUGCAAAUUGAGCGACCUCGGUAGCCGAGUUUGAAAAGGUAGGCCACGUUUUCAGUGGAAAAUUACUUCGCGGCCUAGAAAUUCGGCCAGAUUGCGAACAGCGCACCCUGCGCCCCGUCCGGCGCCCCUGUAAUAAAAAACUCGCUUCCCGAGAAUACUGUAAUCGAAGAACUUUAAAGCUACUUUAUCACGAUUAUCUUGCAGUUGGUAGAUAAGUUGGACGAGACCACGAAACAAGAGCACAAAGCUUGGAAAUUGAAAGUAGAACAAGACGAACGCGAAAGAAAAUUGAGAAUAUUUGUUCGAUUUAGCUACAAUUAUCAAGAUGACUUUUGUAAUUUCAGAAAGUUCUCCCGAGACUUUCAACUCGAACGCAGCAAAAACUCAUCCGUAUCGUGAUGACUCAACAGAAUCAGACACUAUCAAUUGGGGAGAAAGAGCGUAUUUUGAGACACAUUUCUAUGUCUAUGGACGGAACAAUCAAAACAGAGCUAGCAAGAUUUCUGAGCGACAAGGAUUUAUUUUCUCUUAUUUAUUAG
Caenorhabditis sp. 36 PRJEB53466 is the source of this 3933-nucleotide messenger RNA. NCBI's taxonomy places the organism in Eukaryota, Metazoa, Nematoda, Chromadorea, Rhabditida, Rhabditidae. The record is from the annotation of a GenBank genome assembly.